Molecule: messenger RNA, 10949 nt
Organism: Mobula hypostoma (lesser devil ray)
Lineage: Eukaryota; Metazoa; Chordata; Chondrichthyes; Myliobatiformes; Myliobatidae
Gene: dysf
Product: dysferlin, limb girdle muscular dystrophy 2B (autosomal recessive)
Exons: 57
Coding region: 758-7066 (2102 amino acids)
Biological process (GO): membrane fusion; plasma membrane organization
Cellular component (GO): membrane
Source: RefSeq, a predicted model, not a curated record
AUCCCGACCCACAGUUACUGCUUGACCCAAUAAAUUCCUCUAGUAGUUUGUAAGUUUCUCCAGAUUCCGGUGUAACAACUCAGUAGGUCAGGCAGCAUCUGUGGAAAUAAACUUUUCAGGCCGAGACCCUUCUUCAGUGCUGCAGAAACACUGUUGUGUCUUGAUGCAGGGUGUUGACCUGAAACGUCGACUGACUUCUAUCCGUUCUUUCGUAGUCCUGAUGUUGAUGAUGAUAUGGGAGUGAGUGAUGGUUUCUCUGUUUCGACGGUCAAAGCGAGCAUAGUUGCAGUCUUGGCUGAGAAACCGGAACAAAGAGAAGUGAAAUAGAUUCCUUUUUGUCGGGCGGGUGUGCGGGUGCUUGAUGCUUUAUUUCUCCGAAUGAGUUCGUUCCAUGAUUCUGAUUUGCGUUGUGGCUGUCUGUGAUGAAGACGAAGCUGAGAGUUGUACGCUACAUUCAUAUUUCGGUAACAAAUCUACUUGGAAUUUUUGAACUUAAGAAUCCCGUGAGUCUCAAGGGUUAAAUCAUGAAAGGUAUCUAGCUUUUCCUAAAUUUAUUGGGAGGAGCUUGGAUUGUCAUUUCCCCCCGGGACAAGAAAUUACCAGCGAACGGUUUCCCCCGUUGGGAGUGUCGGAAAAAGGCGAAACUCACCCUCGACAACUCCCCUGCACCGUGCCAGUCCUGGUGCGCCUCUCCUGGACUAAUUUCCCUCUUCUGGACUCUAUUUUGCUCCGUUUUCCGUCCCAUUGAAGUUGAAGCAUGUUGCGAUGUCUGCUGUCUGCGGCGAGGAACCUUCCCAACGUGGAAAAGAGCGGCAGACACAGCGAUCCAGUGGCCACUCUGAGCUUCAGAGGUGUAAAGAAGAAGACUAAAGUCAUCAAGAACAACUUGAAUCCUGUGUGGAAUGAGGGCUUCGAAUGGGACUUGAAAGGAACUCCACUGGAUUCAAGUUCUGAGAUCCACGUGGUGGUGAAGGACCAUGAAACCAUGGGCAGAAACAGGUUUCUGGGAGAAGUCCACACCACCCUCAACGAUGUGCUGAGCUCCCCACACUUGAUGGCCAAAUACAAUCUGGCAUUGCUGGACAUGAAGAAACAGAACACUGGGGCCACCGUAGUUCUACAGGUUUCGUACGUCCCACCUCCGGGGGCUCCACCCUUAAUGCCCCCACCUGCUCAACCCGAGCCGCCAAUGACAAUGGGGUCUCUUGAUACGGACACUCUCACUGACACUGCUGGCGAGGGAGACGAGGAAACAGAAGAUCCUUUGGCCACGGGCGAUGAAGUCGAACCCUCACCGGGGACCCCGGGUGUCGAGCCUCCCAGCUUGCCAAAGAAACCACCAACCAGUGUGGUCCACGGGGUCAGGAAAAGGAAACGGGCGAGCAAACAACUGCUCCCGAACAAGCCCCAGGAUAUCCAGGUGAGAGUACAUGUGGCUGAAGGGCGUCAGAUCCCGGGCGUCAACAUCAGGCCUGUGGUUAAAGUGACGGUCGCCGGGCAGACGAAGACCACGCGGAUCCGGAAAGGCAACAACCCAGUCUUCGAUGAGACUUUUUUCUUCAACUUCUACGACACUCCAGCUGAACUUUUUGAUGAGCCAAUAUUCAUCAUGGUCUACAACUCCUACACUCUGCGUUCAGACUCUGUGAUCGGGGAGUUCAAGAUGGAUAUUGGGACGGUUUACUCCGAGCCGAAACACGCUUUUCUCAGGAAGUGGCUUCUUCUCUCCGACCCCGAUGACCUGGCUGCUGGUGCCAAAGGUUACUUGAAGGUCAACCUCAUCGUGCUUGCCACUGGCGACGAAGCACCUCUGGAGAAGAAGGAUGCUUCUGAUGACAAAGAGGACAUCGAGACAAACCUUCUCCGGCCCAAUGGUGUCUCUCUGCGGAGUGCCUAUUUCAUGCUGAAGGUUUACCGAGCAGAAGACCUUCCACAGAUGGAUGAUGCUGUAAUCGACAGUGUGAAACAGAUCUUUGGAUUUGAUAGCAACAGGAAAAACCUCGUUGACCCAUUUGUGGAAGUGAGCUUUGCCGGAAAAAUGGUCUGCAGUAAGAUUAUUGAGAAGAACGCUAACCCUCAGUGGAACCAGAGCCUCGUGCUGCCAAUUAGGUUUCCUUCCAUGUGUGAGAAAAUGCGGAUCCGCCUGACGGACUGGGAUCGUCUCUCUCAAAACGAUGUGAUUGGCACCACCUAUCUGUGUAUGUCAAAAAUCUCAGCCCCCGGAGGAGAGAUCGAAGAUAUUACCCCAGUGAAGGCUGAAUCAACCCGUGGCUUUGAUGAUGGUCUGGGAUACCUGCCCACCUUUGGGCCCUGCUUCGUGAACCUGUAUGGCAGUCCACGAGAGUUCACGGGCUUCCCCGACCCCUACACGGACAUGAACCUUGGAAAGGGUGAGUCGAUGGCCUACCGAGGAAGGGUCCUGCUGGAAUUGAGCACCAAGUUGGUGGAACGAGCCGAACAGAAGAUCGAAGAAAUUCCCUCAGAGGAGCUUCUGAGACUCGAGAAACACCUUCGCCGUCGCAAGUUCCACCUCUGUGCCGUUUUCUACUCUGCCACCAUGCUGCAGGAGGUGAGCGACGCCAUCCAGUUCGAGGUCAGUAUCGGUAACUACGGCAACAAGUUUGAUGCCACCUGCCUCCCCCUGGCCUCCACCACCCAGUACAGCCGGGCUGUGUUUGACGGUUGCCAUUAUUACUUCCUGCCAUGGGGGAACGUGAAGCCUGUGGUGGUGUUAUCGUCCUACUGGGAAGACAUCAGUCACAGGACCGAUGCUCUCAACACCUUGCUCUAUGCUGCACACAGACUGGAAUCCGGCCUGGAAAUGGUCCAUCUCGCCAUCAAAGCCAAGAGCCCUGAGAGUGAAGUGGAGGCCAGAGUGAUGGAGAUGAUUGACAACAUAAUCACUGACUGCAGCCAGCCCUUGCCCGACGUCUCAGAGGUCCCAUCUGCCACCUGCCUCGACGGUCACAUCCAUCGGUUCCGUUCUACCAACCUGAGUCAGAUCCGACAGAUGGCCGAGAUCCUGAAGCACCAGGAACAGUUGGAGCUGCAGCCUGUCCUGGACCAGGCAGAAGACUGGCUCGAGCGACUCAGGUCCAUGGCUGAAGAGCCGCAGAACAGCCUGCCUGACAUUGUCAUCUGGAUGCUCCAAGGAGACCGGCGGGUUGCCUACCACCGUAUCCCGGCCCACGAAGUGCUGUUCUCCAGGAGAAGCCAAGUCUGCCACGGGAGACACUGUGGUGCCCUUCAGACCAUCUACAUGAAGUAUCCACGAGGCGAUUCCAAGAUUGGCAAGAUCCCAGCCCAGGUGCGAGUGAGGAUCUGGUUUGGAAUGGCCACCGACAACAAGGAAUUCAAGCAGUUCACCGAGGGCAAGCUGUCUGUCUUCGCUGAAACCUACGAGAAUCAGACGAAGCUGGCCCUUGUGGGAAACUGGGGCACCACCGGCCUCACCUACCCCAAGUACACGGACGUCACCGGAAAGAUCAAGCUGCCCAAAGACUCCUUCCGACCUUCGCCGGGCUGGGCUUGGGCCGGGGACUGGUUCAUUAGUCCCGAGAAAACUUUGCUGUACGAUGUCGAUGCUGGUCACAUGACCUUUGUUGAGGAGGUGUUUGAGAACCAGAUGCGGUUACCAGGCGGACAGUGGAUUCAGAUGACCGACACCUACACGGACAUUAAUGGGGAGAAGGUUCUGCCGAAGGACGACAUUGAGUGCCCGGGAGGCUGGAAGUGGGAGGACGUGGAGUGGUCUACUGACCUCAACAGAGCUGUUGAUGAACAAGGCUGGGAGUACGGAUUCACCAUCCCACCCGACCGUAAACCCAAGACCUGGUCACCAGCCGAGAAGAUGUACCACACCAACAGGAGGCGCCGAUGGGUGCGGAUGCGGAAGAGGGACUUCAAACAGAUGGACGCGCUUCGCAAGACGAAGGUGGAGGACGUGGAGAACGAGGGUUGGGAGUAUGCAUCCCUAUUCGGCUGGAGAUUCCACCUCAAGCAGCGGAAGACGGACACGUUCCGAAGGCGGCGUUGGAGGCGUCGGAUGGAGCCACUGGAGAAGGCCGGGCCAUCAGCCGUCUUUGCCCUGGAGGGAGCCCUGGGAGGCAUUACAGAUGACAAGAAUGAGGAGAAGACCCUUAACCUGGGCGUGAACACCCCGACUGUCUCCUGCAUCUUCGACAGUGGGACGAGAUAUCAUCUGCGAUGUUACAUGUACCAGGCCAGGGACCUGAUUGCUAUGGACAAGGACAGUUUCUCCGACCCAUACGCCAUCGUCUCGUUCCUGCAUCAGAGCCAGACGACGGUUACCAUCAAAAGCACCUUGAACCCCAUCUGGGACCAGACGCUGAUCUUCCACGAGAUCGAGAUCUUCGGUGAGCCGGGAUUCUUCGGCACUAAACCACCGGAUAUUGUGGUUGAACUGUACGACCAUGAUACCUACGGUGCCGAUGAAUUUAUGGGCCGGUGUAUCUGCACGCCCUCACUGGAGCGCUCCCCACGACUGGCCUGGUACCCAGUGCUCAGAGGGAACAGGAAUGCUGGGGAACUUCUGGCUGCUUUUGAGCUUAUUCCACGGGAGAAGCGGUCGGUCCAUCGUAUUCCUGGCUUGGAGGACCAGUUCAGCACCCUGAAGGAGCUCUGUGUUCCUGACUUCUUCAGCGAGGGCCUGCUGAGAUGGGAGGAUGACACGGAUCUGCCGUACCCGCCUCCGCAGCGGGAAGCCGACAUCUACAUGGUGCCUCAGGGCAUCAAGCCUGUCCUGCAGCGUACUGGCAUUGAGAUUCUCACCUGGGGCUUGCGGAACCUGAAGAGCUACCAGCUGUCCAGUGUGUCCUCGCCCAGCCUCAUCGUGGAGUGCGGGGGAGAGAUGGUUCAGUCCUGCGUCAUUAAGAACGCCAAGAAGAACCCUAACUUCAGCACGUCCGUCCUCUUCUUCGAAGUGCGUUUACCGAAGGAAGAGCUAUAUGCUCCACCCAUCAGCAUCAAAGUGAUUGACAACAGGCAGUUUGGGAGACGGCCGGUCGUGGGCCAGUGCACCAUCAGGUCUCUGGAAGAAUUCUACUGUGACCCAUACACAGAGAAGAGAGAUAUGACACCUCUUCUGGCUGAAGCUCGAAGUCCGUCUUUGCGGGAUGACGUGCUGAUUGACAUUGAUGACAGACAGCCUCUGAUUCCCAGCCAGUUUCCAGGAAGCAUGACCAGCUCAGGCCUGAGUAAAUCCCUUUCCAUGUCCAGUCUCCAUGAAGAUGAAUUUGUUGACUGGUGGAGCAAGUUCUAUGCUUCAACAGGAGAGAGACACAAGUGCGGCACUUACCUGGACAAAGGCUUUGAUACUCUUGAGGUUUAUGACACGGAGCUGGAGAAAGUCAAGGACUUCGAAGGGUUAACGGACUUCUGUCGCACCUUCCCGCUGUAUCGUGGGAAGACUGAGGGUGAAGAUGAAGACCCGUCAGUGGUUGGAGAGUUCAAGGGAAGUUUCAAGAUCUACGCUCUACCGGAUGAUCCCUCACUUCCGUCACCACCCCGCCAGUUCCACCAGCUACCAACCAGCGGACUCCAGGAGUGCCUGGUCAGAGUCUACGUGGUCCAAGCGCUGGGGCUGCAACCCAAGGACUCCAAUGGCAAGUGUGAUCCAUACGUGAAAGUUUCUUUGGGAAAGAAGUCGGUUAGCGACCAGGAUAAUUACAUCCCGUGCACUCUCAACCCGGAGUUUGGCAGAAUGUAUGAGCUAACAGGAAUCCUGCCCAUUGAGAAGGAUCUGAAGGUCACCUUGUACGACUAUGACCUCCUGUCAAAGGAUGAGAAGAUUGGAGAGACUAUCAUCGACUUGGAGAAUCGCUUCCUGUCGCGAUAUGGUGCCUGCUGCGGCCUGCCCCAGACUUACUCCAUAUCUGGACCCAACCGAUGGCGAGACCAGCUCACACCGACACAGUGCCUGCACAUCUAUGCACAGAGACACGGUGACAGACUCCCUGUGUACAGGGAUGACAAGAUCUUGUUCAGAGGGCAGGAGUUUCAUCUCUCGGAGUUCGAGGACGGAGUGACUUUAAACGUCCACCUCGGACCGCCCACUGAGAGGCUGGCGCUAUACGUGCUGCGCAAGCAAGGACUGGUUCCAGAGCACGUGGAAACCAGGUCCCUUUACAGCCCACUGCAGCCCGAUAUCGAGCAGGGUAAGGUCCAGCUCUGGGUGGACAUCUUCCCAAAAUCACUCGGAACCCCGGGACCCCCGUUCAACAUAAAUCCUCGCAAAGCCAAGAGGUUCUACCUACGCUGCAUUAUAUGGAACACCUAUGACGUGAUCUUGGAUGACCUCAGCAUCACAGGGGAGAAGAUGAGCGAUAUCUACGUGAAAGGGUGGCUUCUGGGCUAUGAGGGUAACAAACAGAAGACGGAUGUUCACUACCGGUCGAUGGGAGGAGAAGGGAACUUCAACUGGAGAUUUGUCUUCCCAUUCGAUUACCUGCCCACUGAGCAAGUCUGUUCCAUUGCCAAAAAGGAACAUUUCUGGAGUCUCGAUAAGACCGAGGUCAAAAUCCCUCCACAGCUUAUGAUUCAGAUCUGGGACAAUGAUAAAUUCUCUUUUGAUGAUUAUCUGGGAUCGGUUGAGAUGGAUCUGAACCGGAUGCCCAAACCGGCCAAGACCGCAGAGAAGUGCAGCCUGCGGACACUGGAGAGCGAUGCACAAGUCUCACUUUUCGAGCAGAAGUCCGUCAAGGGCUGGUGGCCCUGUGUGGCCGAGGCAGAAGGCAAGAAGAUCAUCGCCGGAAAAGUGGAAAUGACGCUGGAGAUCGUGACGGAGAAAGAGAGUGAGGAACGGCCUGCCGCUCAGGGUCGUGACGAGCCCAACAUGAACCCCAAACUAGAGCAACCAAAGCGGCCAGACACGUCUUUCCUCUGGUUCACCUCGCCCUUCAAGACGGUGAGGUACAUAGUGUGGAGGAGGUUCCGCUGCCUCAUCAUCGGGCUGCUCAUUCUCUUUGUGUUUGUGCUUUUCAUCAUCAUCUUCCUGUACUCCUUCCCGGAAUAUGCUGCUAUGAAGCUGGUGAAGCCAUUUCAGUGAGGCCCUCAUGGUGAGGAACUGCUCCAGGUGAGGGUGCUCACAUCCCCACUGGAAACCUGGCCCAACAGGACACAGAAUUGCCUUUGAAUAUUACGCUGCGGCAUUACAUGUAGAGCUUGCGGCUGGAUUCCAUAAGUGCCAAGCCCCUUGGUGCCCGCUGCCUUUGCCCACUGCCUGCCCAGCGUCACACCAGAGAUCCGUGACUGCUCAGACUUUCUCUGCACCUAAAUCUGCUUUCCCAAACACCCCACCACCACCCACACACCACCUCUCUCACUCUGCUGACGCUUCGCUGCUCAGCAAGAGAACAGGAUGCACUGAGCUAGGACAAGAUGAGACAAGCAAGGUGGGCCCCCCCCAUCCAAUCUUCAUCUUCGAGGACCCUGCAAUUCAGUGUGGUGCCACAGCACCGCUCCACUCCCCCUGAGAACAACCUAACCUCAGUUGGACUGAAAUACUGCCCCUCCCCUGCUUCACUGAGCAGGGUGCCAGAGGUGAGUUAAUGUCCUUCAGGAGACGGGCAUGUCUGAAAUGUGGGAACGCAGGAGUCGAGCAGCGUCAGAAUCAGGUUUAACAUCACUGGCGUAUGUUGUGAAAUUCAUUGUUUUGCGGCAGCAGUACAUUGCCUUACAUAAUAUUAAGAAUAACAAUAAGAAAUAUAUUUAAAAAAAUAAAUUAGAUAAGUAGUGCAAAAGGAGGCUGAGCGGAGAUCUGAUAGAGAUUUAUAAGAUUGAGAAACAUGGAUAGAGGAGACAGAGAGUAUCUGUUUCGUAGAGUUGUAAUGUCUUAAUACAAGAGGACAUGCAUUGAAGGUGAGAGGGGGUAAUUCCAAAGGAGAUGUGGGGGACAAUUUUUUUUUACACAGAGAGCGGUAAUUGCCUGGAAUGUGCUGUCCUAAGGUGAGGUAGAGCCAGACACAUUAGAGAUGAUUAAAUAGGCACAGGAAUGAGAGGAAAAUGGAAGAAGCGCCUGUUCCUUUGCUGUACUGUUCUAUGUUCUAAUAAGCCUCGUUGCCUUAAAUCCUUCUCUUGCCCCUCACCCGUGAGUAUCCCCAACACAAGCAAUGGUGGCUUGGAUAUUGUCGGAUGCCCUGUGUGACAUCCCUCACAACUCAUGUCCCCACCAGCCAAGCUCAGGGAAACUGCCAGGUGGACCUCAUUGCAUUCAAUUUCCCAAAAGUCUGGUGGACCCAGUCCCACUUUCAGAUUGGCUGGCUGUUUCCUCUCUGUCUGUGGAAGGGCCACCAAAGGGUUCAUGUGUUGUCAAUCGCAUUGUCUCUCACUGACAAUAUGUCAGUGAAUUGAAUUCCACUCCUUGGGGACACUCUGUGGAAAGCACUGAUCAGACCUCUCCUCUCCCCUGGACAAGGUGAUUAAAGCUCAGGUAAUUCCCAAGAAUGUUCAAACCACUAAUUUUUUCUACCUUCAGGUAGGUCUGGAGGUCUCUGCGUAUACUGAGAUUGGUGGACUCUUUCACUCUGGGUGUACGGCUCUCCCUCUGUGUGGGGGCCUUGGAAACCACCCUCUGUGCUGGGGCUUGGGAGAUCUCCCUUCCCGCUGGGGCCUGGUAAACCUUCCUCCAUGGUGGGGCCUGCAAGAUCUCCCUCGCUGCUGGGGCAAGGGAGAAUCCUCUCUGUGCAGGGCUUUGGAGACCCUCCCUCCACAUUAGUGCACUUCCUCUGCACUGGGACCUUGGGGACCAUCCCUUGGUGCUGGGGCCUGAGAGACCCUCUCUCCAUGCUGGUUCCAUGGAGACCCUCCCUCUGUAUUGGGAGAACUUCUUUAGGCUCUAGUCUUGGAGACCUCUCUAUGCUAGGGCCUUGGAGACUCCCUUGACUGUGGCCUGGGGGACCCCUCUUUCCUUCUGGGGCCUGGGAGAAACUCGCUCCACUCCAGGGUCUAAGGGAUCCUCCCUCCACCCAGCCACCCAGCAGCCUGGGGACCCUUCCUCUGCAGACGGGCCUAGGAGAACCAUCCCCCUCCGUGCUGGGGCCUGGAGGAAUUACCCUUCACACUGGAGCCUAAAGGACCCUCCCUUAGCCCUGGGGCCAGGUAGAGCCUUUUUCCGCAUUGGGCUUAUUUCCCUCUGCACUCCUCCCAAGGUAAUCUCCAUCCAAGUAAAAGCAGAGAAUGCUGGAAACACUCAGCACAUUGGUCAGCUUCCACAGAAAGAGAAACUGUUCAGAGACUCUUCUUUAGAGUUUUGAAGUCAUCCAUCACAGAAACAGGCCCCUCGACUGCACUGGUCCCUGCCAGUCAUGAUUCCCAUCUAAUCUAAGCCCACUGGCUCCUUUUCCCUCUAAACCACAGGUUUCCAACCUGGGGUCUAUGGGCCCCUUGGUAAUCUUAAGGGUCCAUGGCAUAAAGAAGGUUGGGAACCCCUGGUCUAAACUUUUCCUGUCCAUGUACCGUCCAAGAGGCUUAUAAAUUCUAUUUAUUUAUUAAUUUAUUUAGUGUUACAGGCCUGUGUGGCCCAGCGAGCUGCACCACCCAGCAACCCACAUAUUUAACCCAGUCUAAUCACAGGACCAUUUGCAAUGACUAAUUAGCCUACUAACCAGUACGUCUUUGGACUGUGGGAGGAAACCAGAGCACUCGGAGGAAACCCACGCAUUCCUGAGGAGGACGUACAAACUCCUUACAGGCAGCGUCAGUACUGAACUCUAAACCCCAACUGUAAUAGCAUCACAUUAACUGCUACGUUACCGUGGCAUCCCAAAUUAUGGUCAUGUGCCUGUCUCAACCACUCCCUCUGGCAGCUCAGUCCAUUUACUGACCACUCUUUCGGUAUCUACAUAAAAAAAUAUUGCCCCUCAAGUUCCUAUUGAAUCUCCCCUCUCACCUUUAACUUAUGCCUUCACACUCCUGAUUCCUCAACCCUGGGGAAAAGACUGAGUGCAUUCUCCCUAUCUAUAGAGUUCUCCUUCUUUCUCGACGUUACUGUAAUAUUUAAAGGACAUUUGGACGAAUUCAUGGAUAUGAAGGGAUUAGAGCAGUAAGGGUGAAACACAGACAAAUUGGGUUGGCUUAGAUAGCCAACCACUCUUGGUCAGCAUGGAUUAGAUGGGCCGAAGGACCCCCUUCUGUGUUGUGUGACUAUGAAUCUACAAGAGUAUAAAUGGUCAGAUAGGAGAGGCUAAACAAUCUUAAGCAACAUACUCAAAGUGCUGGAGGAACUCAGCAGGUCAGGCAGCAUCCAUGGAUAUGAACAAACUGUUGAGGUUUUGGGCCGAGACCCUUCUUCAGGACUGGGUUGAUGUUUCAGGCAGAGGCCCACCUUCAGGACUGGGUUGACGUUUCAUGCCAAGACCCUUCUUCUAGGCUGAUUAAUCUUGUCUUUUCCCUGCAGCCCACCAAAUCCUCCCUUGUUUCUGGCUUCUCAAACAUUUCUGAGCUCAUCUGUCCAACCAUCUUCCUCUGUGUUGGCCUUAUCUCCAGAAGUCUCUCCCUAAACCUCCUGCCCUCCUCCCAGCACCUACAGAAACCUGCACCCUCGAUGUAAUCUUUAGUGCCCCAACAUCUGAUCAUGGCACUGUGCCAGAUGUCGUGUUUGCAAGCACUCCCCGGGAGCACAUUAAGACAUCUCACUAUGUUAAACCUGCUUUCUAAUACAUUUUGUUGAGUAUUUUUGGAUCCCAUGUUUUUCAGUUCGAGUUUAUUAUGAUUUUCAAAGUCAAUUAUAUCAGCAGUAAAUGAAAUGCCAGCCCUCCUCAAACUUUGCUUGAACACUAUUUAGAUUUUCAAGGGAGGGGUGUCUACACUGAGUGGUAAGAUCAGCAAAGGAUGCUGGUUGAUAUGAAGGAAUUACUGUUCUUGUUGUCUUGGCUUUGCCAGAAUAUGAUUCUUGGUAUGUUUGAAUUAAAAUAAAAUAAAUAUAUAUUUUA